AUGUAGAUCCAAUAAUUAAAUUAGUUAAGGAUAACAAUCAAGCAGAAAUUAGAAUCUAUAAAUUAGGAAUUGGAUAAGAUUGCAAUUAUUACUUAAUAAAAAGAGUUGCUAAGUAGGUAAUGGGAAAUUCUAUAUAGUUAGAGAAGAUGAAGAUAUUAAUGAAAAAGUAAUUGAUUUAUUGGAAGAUUCAUUAACUUCAUAUUUAGAAGAUUUCAAAUUAGAAAUUAAUGUAUAAACCAUCUUUUUAAUAAUUCCAAAUCCAGAAUCAAUAAUUAGUUUGAAGAAAAAUCAAGAACUUUUUUUAAAUUCUAUUUUCAAAUGA
Paramecium sonneborni is the source of this 322-nucleotide messenger RNA. NCBI's taxonomy places the organism in Eukaryota, Ciliophora, Oligohymenophorea, Peniculida, Parameciidae. The record is from the annotation of a GenBank genome assembly.